Messenger RNA from Zerene cesonia (dogface butterfly), 3036 nucleotides. RefSeq names its product protein ENL (gene ear). The record is from RefSeq and is a predicted model, not a curated record. Gene Ontology annotation, cellular component: super elongation complex. The coding region runs from base 170 to 2404 and encodes 744 amino acids. Gene Ontology annotation, biological process: regulation of DNA-templated transcription. The transcript is spliced from 3 exons. NCBI's taxonomy places the organism in Eukaryota, Metazoa, Arthropoda, Insecta, Lepidoptera, Pieridae.
GUCGAACUAGAAUAAUAUGAAAAUUGAAUAUGGCGGACAAAAAUAACAAGGGCGCUAAAAGAUUAUUUUCGUCAACAGUUAGAUUUAUAAAAGUGUGAAUGAUUGAGAAACUACUGUUUAUUUGUCAUAAAACAUAUUUGUUAAUGUAUUUAAUAAGUUAGAGGGAACAAUGUCGACGAUUAAAGUUAAUUUUGAAAUAGGGCAUGAGGCUUCAAUGAAGUCAAAGAAAACUCCAGAGGGAUUUACUCAUGAUUGGGAAGUAUUUGUACGCGGUCAGGAGGGAGCUGAUAUCAGUCACUUUGUUGACAAAGUUGUUUUUCACCUACACGAAACAUUUCCAAAGCCAAGAAGAGUUGUGAAGGAGCCCCCUUUUUCUAUAAAAGAGUCAGGAUAUGCUGGAUUUAUAUUUCCUAUUGAAAUCUAUUUAAAAAAUAAGGAUGAACCCAAGAAAAUAAAAUUUACAUAUGACUUGACCUUGCAACAAAGUGGCUUUCUCAAAGAUCGUUAUGUCUUUCAAAAUCCUAAUGAUGAGUUUAGAAGAAAACUCAUAAAGGGCGGAGGAAUACUUGUGAGUAACAAUGCAUUUUAUACUAAUCCUGAUCAGGAAAGUAGAAGUAGAGAUUCAUUUACUGAUGAAAAAUCACAACUUGUUAGUAAACCUAAGCUUUCAUCAGAUAAUGUCAAAAAACACAAGAUUAAGGAAUUCAAAGAGGAAAUUCCUCUUAAGACUAGUAGUUUUGAAACACUUUUUGGACCUCCUAUACAAAAACCUCCAAAAGUUUCACCGGAUCCAAAAAAAAUGGAAAAAAAUACUCCAGUUGUUAAGUCUGAAAAGAAAGAAAAAGAAAGAUCAAGUUCAGAUAAAAAAUCUAAGCAUGAGCACAAAGAAGCUAAACCUGAAAAAAUUAGGAUAAAGGAAGAGAGAGAUAAACAAAAAAUGGAAAAAAUAAAAAAUCACAGUAGGGAACAAGAGAGAUCUAAAGAAAAAGCAAGUAAAAGAAUGAGUGAGAAGCCGCCAUCACCUGAACUAGCCAAGAAAAAGUGUCUUAGUCCAAAUAGAAAAGUUCCUAGCCCUGCACCACGUUCUAGUAGUGCUUCAAGUAUUAAAGAUGAAUACAAAACACAAAAACAUAAUUCUGAGAAUUUUGAACAGAAAAAGCAAAAAUUAGAUGAAAGGAUUGAUGUCAAACCCGAGAAGGAAUCAAAGGAAAAAAAGAAAAAAGAGAAAAAGAGCCAUGAUAAGGACAAAGAGAGAAAAGAGAAAAAAGAACAUAGGAAAGAGAGUCAUAAAAAUAAAGAAUCCCCACCUGAACAGCAAAAAGAGGUUGUUAAAGAAAUACCAAAAGCUAGGGAAAUACUUAAGGAAAAGGAGGUUUCAAAAGAAUCACCAGUAAAAGAAAGGCCAUCAAAACCAGAAAAACCUAUUAAUAAAUUUUCUAUAGAAAACUUGAGAAAAACUCCACCACCAGAUGUGGAAGAGCGGUCAGAAUCACACAAAACAAAAGAAAAGGGUGACUCUGAAAGAAAACACAAACAUAAGAAAAAAGAUAAAAAACGUGAUGAGUCAAAGGAAAAGCACAAAGAAACCAAGGAGAAAAAACACAAACAUGAGAAAUCACGCGAAACACCACAAGAACACAAAGUAGAAAUAAUAGAACAAAGAGAAACACCAAUUCCUAAAGAACGCCACAUACCUGAACUAGCAUCACCCAUAUCAAUAGAUACUGCAUCACAAUGUAGCUCUAAAAGUGGAUUGGCAAAAACUGUCCAUAUAGGAGCAGAAGACGUAAAUAGUAGUCAUUCAGAUUCUGAGGGGUCUAUUAUACAUGAUGACGAAGAUCUUAAAGUAAAAACGGAACAAGCAUCACCAGAGCCAGUUGUAAAGCGUGAACCAACACCUGAGCCAGAGCCAGAACCUGAUCCCGAACCUGAAAUCAUACCUGAACCAGUAGUUGAUACUCCUCCAGUACAGCAAAAACCCAAGAAACACAAAGAUAAAUCCUCUAAAAAAGAAGAAAAAAGGCGCAAAAGAAAAGCUGCUGAAGAAGAAAUAGAAAAUCGUAAAGUAGCAAAACCUGCAGAUUCUGGUCCAUCAAAUAAUGAAACAGACUGUGGUGAGAGUAGUGCAUCAACAUCCAUGGAAACUAAAGUACAAGAUAAUGGGGUCUCAAGUAGUUUAGGGGAGGAUGCAGAACCAGGAGAUUUAUCUCCAGAUUAUAUGGUUCAAUUAAGAGGCCUGCAACAACGCAUAAUGAUGAUUAAAAAUAAUGAAGAUCUCGAAAGGGUUGUGAAUUUAAUUGCAGAAACAGGCAGAUAUGAAGUGACUACUCAAACUUUUGAUUUUGAUCUGUGUUUGUUAGAUAGGUCAACUGUCCAACAGCUCAUUCAACUUGUUGGCUGUUAGCAUAUUUUAAUAAGCACUGAUGUUAUGAAAUUGUACAGUUAUUUAUAAGAAUCAUACAGGCAGGUAUAGAAUGUAUUAUCAAACUAUUGCUGCUGUCUGCAAAGCUAAGUUAUAGAAUAAUAAUAUAUUAUUUAAGUUAAGAAUAAUCUCAAUCAUCAUAUAUACUUAAUGAAAUAACCCAUUUGAGGAGUUUUAAGUGCAAUACUGUAUAGGCAUGUAAAGAUAUAAGACUGUUGAAAGAUUGUUAAAGAACCUAUUGUAUAUUUUGUACAUUAUUGUAUUGAUUUAAUAUAUAAGUUUAAACUCAAAUUAAUCCUCCAUGGUCACAGAGAUCAUAUGAGGCUAUGUAAACGUUAUUGCAUGGAUAAGUGAGAUGUGAUUAGUUUUCAAAUAUGGCAUAAAAUAGACAUGCUUAGCUGCAAACUUUUGUUUGUUCACAACUUUUACCAUGUUUUUAUUGUUUUACUAAUAUAUUUCACAGAAAUCUUAAUUAUUGGCACUUUUAUUUUACACAAUACUAAUGAUAAGGAAUGUGAUAAAUCUGAUACAGUGCUUACAGAUUCUUUUUAAAUUUAAAUACUGCCUUUGGUUCCGAGUUUGUUACAUAAUUUAUUUUAUUUAUCAUUUAUUAA